AAUAAAAGUUGUCCAAGAACGCCCUUUAAAAGAACCCGACCCGGUUCAUUUACCGUCUGUUAACAAAACCCCCGACUAAAGCCCCAAAACUAGUCGAAGCAGAAGGAAACAAGCUGCUCUGAAUCUGUGAAAUCAAAUCAUGUACGGAGGCGAUGAAGUGUCAGCUAUAGUGAUAGAUUUGGGGUCACAUACUUGUAAAGCUGGUUAUGCUGGUGAAGAUGCUCCUAAAGCCGUGUUUCCCUCCGUUGUCGGAUCAAUCGACCAAAUGGAAGUUGAUGACCCAGGGACGCCUGAUAAGAACUCUGGAUCUGUUCAAGAAACUAAGUCUAAGGAAAAACGCAAACUAUAUGUAGGAUCUCAAGCUUUGGGAUACCGUCGAGAUAAUAUGGAGGUGCUUCCAACUAUAAAAGAUGGAGUUGUCACUGACUGGGAUAUGGUUGAAAGCAUAUGGGACCAUGCCUUAAGGGACUGCUUAUUGGUUGAUCCUAAAGAACAUCCGAUGCUCCUUGCAGAACCAUCAUUCAACUCCCAGCAACAGAGAGAAAAAGCGGCGGAACUUAUGUUUGAGAAGUACAAUGUUCCUGCAUUAUUUUUGGCCAAAAAUGCUGUUCUCACAUCAUUUGCAUCUGGAAGGGCUACCUCUUUAGUUGUUGACAGUGGUGGAGGUUCAACUACUAUUGCUCCUGUCCAUGAUGGUUAUGUGCUUCAAAAGGCUGUGGCAUCGUCUCCCAUUGGGGGAGAAUUUCUUACUGAUUGUUUGAUUAAAAGCUUGGAAAGCAAAGGUCUUAAUAUAAAACCUCGAUACGCCUUCAAAAGAAAGGAAAUCCGUCCCGGAGAGUUUCAGACGGUGGAUAUUGAUUUCCCACAAACCACAGAAAGCUACAGACUCUACUCACAGAGGAUCAUUGCUAGCGACAUCAAGGAAUGUGUCUGCCGUGCACCGGAUACUCCAUAUGACGAGACUUCAUACUCAAACAUCCCUAUGACGCCUUAUGAACUUCCUGAUGGACAGACAAUUGAAAUUGGAGCCGACAGAUUUAAAACUCCCGAUGUACUAUUUAAUCCAUCCUUGGUUCAGACUAUUCCAGGCAUGGAAAGCUAUGCAGAUAUUGCCGCUUCUGCACGUGGUCUGCCCCAAAUGGUUAUAGAGAGCAUAAACAAGUGUGACGUUGACAUUCGAAGAGAACUUUAUAGUAGCAUAUUGCUAUCUGGUGGGACAGCAUCAAUGCAACAACUAAAAGAGCGUCUUGAGAAAGACCUGUUAGAGGAGUCUCCCCAAGCAGCUCGAGUUAAAGUUUUAGCCAGUGGAAAUGCAACAGAAAGGAGAUUCAGUGUUUGGAUAGGAGGAAGUAUUUUGGCCUCUCUCGGCUCUUUUCAGCAGAUGUGGUUUUCAAAGACCGAAUAUGAAGAGCAUGGUGCUGGUUAUGUUCAGAGAAAGUGCCCUUAAACAGGCCAGUUUUUAUAAAUGCGGCAGUCACGCCUCUUUAGAUUGAAGCAUUGUAAAAUGCAUGGUCUUCUUUUAGCAAGCUGCUAAGCAGUAUCAUAUGCUAUGACUGUGUAAAGCUCGUCAUUUAUCUGUGUUAGGCAUGGAUAUCGAAGAUGUUAGUAUUUAACCUAAUAUAUGUUGUAAAAUUAUUUUGGCGAUUCCUACCCUAAAAAUUAUCAUUAGGUGAUUCUUUAGUUUAUUUAUGUUUAACAUUUGAGUACUUGAAUGAGCUGUCACUGAUCUGAACACUAUGAAGGUUGAUUAUCCAAAUUUUAGCACUA
Daucus carota subsp. sativus is the source of this 1767-nucleotide messenger RNA. Its product is annotated as actin-related protein 4. Gene Ontology annotation, molecular function: chromatin binding. Lineage: Eukaryota; Viridiplantae; Streptophyta; Magnoliopsida; Apiales; Apiaceae. The record is from RefSeq and is a predicted model, not a curated record. Gene Ontology annotation, biological process: chromatin remodeling; regulation of transcription by RNA polymerase II. Gene Ontology annotation, cellular component: NuA4 histone acetyltransferase complex; SWI/SNF complex. Bases 140 to 1447 code for a protein of 435 amino acids. The transcript is spliced from 20 exons.